This is a messenger RNA of Olea europaea var. sylvestris, 804 nucleotides long. RefSeq lists its product as uncharacterized. The transcript has 2 exons. Bases 1 to 804 code for a protein of 267 amino acids. The record is from RefSeq and is a predicted model, not a curated record. Lineage: Eukaryota; Viridiplantae; Streptophyta; Magnoliopsida; Lamiales; Oleaceae.
AUGACACAGAUGAGUCUUAGGGAAGCCUCGCCUGCUUUGAAAUGUAGAGCCUUCCACUUAACCCUGGGCGGAGCUACUGAAGUCUGGUACAGCAGACUUCUUCCCCUGACUAUUGGGAUUUGGCCGAACUUGAAGAAAACAUUCUUGAACCAGUACCUCUCACGCAGAGAAGGAGAGGCCCCGGUGCAACGCUUGCAAGAUAUGAGGCAAGCCCUUGGGGAGAUGCUAAAAAGCUAUCUCGCUAGGUUUACAGACGAAAUCACGUACUGCGAGCAGGUCACUAAUAGAGAAACCCUUUCAGCCUUGAAAGGUAGCCUCAACAUGAACACUUUAUUCUGGAGGGAUGUGCGUAGCAAAAAUCCCACCACUUAUGAUGAACUGGUAAAAAUGAUGAGAGUGGAGAUCGUCAGUGAAGAGAUGAUUGAUUACCAAAACCGUGCGGUGCGAAGACUCCCUUCGCCUCAGAGGCAGGCACUGGCUUCUGCCACACUAAAUGUAGUGCCGGAAUUGGCAUAUGAGAAUUUCCCUGGCGAAGCAGGGCCAUCUGGAGGAACUGAUAGUAAUAAAAAGAAGAAGAAGAAGCGAUCAAACAUGCCCUUGGAAGGAGCAAGGUUUUGCUCUUUCCACCAACUCUAUGGGCAUGACACCAACGAGUGCAGAGACAUUCCUCGACGCUCGGAUCGAAAUGACCCAUAUCCCUCUAGGAAGAACAAAUAUCCUCACAGAUCCGCCCCCCCUCCCCCGAACAGGGUAGAGAGAAGGCACAGAGAGCAUUCACCUCGAAGAAGAGAAUCAAGGGAUUGA